AUGGAGUCGGAGGAGUCCACCUAUUGCAAAGACCUGUUCGGCAAUGCUACCGACGAGGGCAAGGAAGUACUGGCCAAACUAGUCUAUUACCACGAGCUUAAGACUAUCAAGCUGUCGGAACCGCUGGUCACCCACACUCGCCUGACAACAGUCCUCGUGUCAAAACGAUCUCCAGCCCAAGUUCCCCCGGCGCCCGAUCCGCCAGCUCCAGCUCCAGCUCCCCAGGCCCCAUCUCCCGCGUCUGGGCAACCGGGGCCGUCCAACUGGACCGCCGGCGCAGCGAAAGCGGUCGUUACCAAGCAUGUUGCCACUCGUAAUAAGCGGAAUGGCAACCGUGUGGGCGGCCGGUGGAGUCGGGGCGUUGGAUACUGGCCGCGGAUGAUUGCAAAGGUGUUGAUGGCCAAGAUGGCGUCGACGACGGGCGGAGAGAAGAUGGAUAUGAAGUUUGAUUUUCGGGAGACCAACUCGGACGACGAGAAGGAUGAGCCGGGGGUUGGGGAUGGGAAUGGGAAUGGGAAUGGGAAUGGGGGAGAUUGGGUUGGUGGAGGCGGUGGAGGUGAUGAUGAGUUUGAUGCAGCCGAUUUGGAAGACCAGUUUUCGAGGCUGCCUGACAGCAGUGGGAACGAUGGGGUUCGAGAUGAGGACGCUGAGGAGAGCGACAAGAGCCCUCUGUUUAGCGGCAGUUAUCGGUCUGACGAUGACGACCCCGGUGACGGAGACGUUGGUCAACCGGGCAGCUCGGACAAGCCAGGUGGUGGAGACGCUAGCCCGGUAAACGACGCGCCUGCCAUUCGCACAACCAUUGUCACAGAUUCUGGGCUCAGCUUUCCUCCUACUCACCUUCCGCCUAACCCCCCUCCUAAUCCCCCUCCUAAUCCCCCUCCCGUAGACCCUCCCCAACGCUACGAGUUCACGGAAAUCCGAGAAAAGAUCGGAUACACCGGGAAUUACAAGGAAGAAUUCCCCUCGGAGGUCUGGACCGCCAUUAGGCCCUUCCGUCUACUCACUGAUCCAAAGCAUCCCCCCAGCGCAGCAGACAGCACGGCCGCCUGGAAAGACCAACGCACCAUGCUGGGCGGCCCGGACUGGCUUGACACUUACAUCCGACACACCCGUUACCUGCUCCUCUUCAAGGGAUACCCGCUCGUUGAGGACGUCGUGUUCCUUAAACACCCUAACAUCUGGAGCAACCGCGACGGCCAACCCAAAAACCCCGCCGUCGAGGGCAACAAAGCGAUCGUGGACGGAAAUAGUUACUGGACCGCGUUGGCGCUGCUGAUCUACGGCGAGGCAUCGGCCUGGGUGCGGGUAAAGUGUGAGCACCUGUAUCAUCUGGAGGACAUCCUGAAAAACAAGGAACACCCACGGCACGCGGCAUACACCGCGCUGAAUCGGGCGUCGAGGCGACCAACGGUGGCCUAUGGAAGGGCUAAAGACAUGAAGCUUGACGCCAGCCUGUGGGAUGCUCUGCAAAUUCCGGGGUGUUGGGCCACUAUGGAGGCGUGUCAGUUGACGGCCGAUUUAUACAAGCUGUAUGUGGUGCUGUACAAGUACCGGUGGAAGCACCACCAUGUUUAUGAUAUGAAGACGUUUGGGGCGUACAACAGCCGGCAUAUCUUUCUGAGCUACACGCGAGGCAACCACUUUUUCCAACCCAUGAUCCCCAAUGAAUACCUCCACACCGAGUUUAAACUCCCCCGCAUGACCCGGCAAAACACCAAAAACUACCUCUUCCAAACCACUCCUUCCCAAACCCAAGAAGGCCGCAGCAUCAUCGCCGAUGGCCCGAACCACUACCUCCGCGGCAGUGCCGAACUAGCCCCGCCUGCGCUGGCCCAGCCCCAUCUGAGCAAGACCAUGCCGCCCCGUGUGAUUGGAUACUGGGCAAAGGACGAUGAUGGUAACCGGAUUCUGACCGACCCGACCGUCUUGGAUGCGGCACACGCUGUCCCGGGAGACGAACACUUGCCGCGUGAGAUGUGUGUUCGGCGGCAGAGGGGUCCUAGAAGAACCCCUAGGCCUCUACCGCCAGAUCUAGACCCGGAGCUUUUCAAGGAUAUGACUCCGGACCAGAGAAAUGAUGCUGCGGACCUUUAUUACGCUAAGCCGAAGCGGAAACGGAAUGAGGGCGCGGGGGGUGAUGGGUAUGAGGGUGAGGAGGGCACGGAGCCAUCGUCGAAACGGCCGCGUCAUCAAACCGGGAUUGUGUCGAACUCUACUCCGUCACAAGGGCAACCUUCACCCCCUCCAGCAGCCCCAGUACCAGCACCAGCGCCAGCACCAGCACCCCCCCAACAACCCCCACAACCACCCCCACAACCACCACCAGACGACUCCUACACCGCCGCAACAGAUAAUCAGUUCAGACAGGUCCCGCUCCCAUGCAUUCGCAACUGGGCUGCCGCGCUACUCGUGGCCUCGGGAGAGGUGGCUCAAAGCUGGCCGAAAGCGGUCUGUCUGGGGAACCUGCAGCCUGUUGAAGAGGCAAAAACAGGUCGCGCCGGUGCAGCCGGGGGUGGGAGCACAACCACCACCACCACCACCACCAAGACCAACACCAGGAUUGAACUUUGUUUAUCCGGACGGCAACUUGCUCCGGAUAGUCCCCGUCGUCACCCAGCGACUCUGGAUUAG
Dichotomopilus funicola is the source of this 2634-nucleotide messenger RNA. RefSeq lists its product as uncharacterized. NCBI's taxonomy places the organism in Eukaryota, Fungi, Ascomycota, Sordariomycetes, Sordariales, Chaetomiaceae. The record is from RefSeq and is a predicted model, not a curated record. The transcript is spliced from 3 exons. The coding region runs from base 1 to 2634 and encodes 877 amino acids.